ACUAUCACAGUGCAACAUUGAGGAGAAAGGCUGCAGCUGCCUGGCCUCGGCUCUGCAGCAGAACUCGGGAAGCCUGAAAGUGUUGGACCUGAGCAUCAACAUGGUCGGAGACAAAGGGACCAAGGAGCUCUACAUAAAAUGUGACAUAUCGCAGCUAACGAAGCUGGAGAUGUACCACUGUGGCCUCACUGUGUUGAGCUGUCAAAAUAUCGGGGAGGCUCUGAAGCACGAAACCAGCUCCCUGGUAGAGCUCAACCUGAGCAACAACCAGUUGAAAGACGCUGGCUUUGCACUCAUCUGCGAGGGCAUGUACGCAUGGUGUAGACUGGAGAAGCUCAAUGUUUCAAGGUGUGGAAUCACUGGCAGGGCUUGCGUUCAUCUUGCCACGGUCCUGUGCUCCCUGUCGCAGCUGUACAAGGGGCUGACGCAGAAGACCGACUGGCAGGCGGUGGAGCUGAGAGAGCUGGACCUCAGCAUGAACUGCCUCGGGGACCAGGGGGUCAGGGAAAUAUCAGCCGGACUGAAGAACCCCUGCAGCCACCUGAGAGCGCUCAACCUGAGUCACUGCAGCCUGACGGAUGACUGCUGUGCAGAGCUGGCCUCGGGCCUGGCCUCUAAGGAGAGCAUCCUCAGCGAGCUGGACCUGUCGGGGAACGACCUGCAGGACAAGGGAGUGAGGAAACUCUGCACGGGAAUCAGAAGCCCUCACUGUAAACUCGAGAAGCUGUCACUGAGGACCUGCGGCCUGACCUCCAGGAGCAUCCAGUUCUUGUCUGCCGCCCUGAAGGCCAACCCCCAACACCUGGCAGAGCUGCAUCUGAUGGGCAACAACCUGGAAAACUCAGGACUCAAAGUGUUGGUGGAGCUGACCAAGAACCAGAAAUACUGCUUGCAUACGAUCGAUGUGUGUGCAGACUGAGGGGAGCUGCUCCAACAUGGACCAAACAUUCAUCACCUGGGGGGGGGGUGAUGCGUGGUGCUGCCAUUCAUUUUGUUAUUAUCUUAACGCAAAAGGCUUUCAGAAAGUGAAUUUCUUUAAAAAACGUGUAGUAUUUUGUGUCAAGAUUGUAUGUUUUUGAAUGCCUUUUUCUGAUGUGCAAUUGUAUGUAGCAAGUUGUCCCUGAAUAGGUGCCUACAGUAUUAUUGUUAUGCUUUUGAAGAAUAUUUUUCACAAAAUAUGAUUUACCAAAAAUGAGAGGGAAAUGUUUAAAAAAUAUAUUUUUCACAUUACACAGAAAUGAGAGUUUAAAGAAUAUUUUACUAAUUUAUUACUAUUUUGUUUGAACGUCUUUUUUUUUUUUAAGCUGCCCUUCACAUUCUAAACUAUAUUUUUUUUCUUAGGUUGAGACAGCAAUGAAUGUAAGAUGAUAAUAUAUGUGAUGUAUCCCAUCAAAUAUGUGCCUACAGUAUUCUUGUUAUGCACUAUUCAGUUAAAUCUUGUGCACUGAUCAAAAUAAAAUGUAAUCUCUGACAGAACAAAGUACUUUUUCACUCUCCGA
Messenger RNA from Notothenia coriiceps (black rockcod), 1499 nucleotides. Its product is annotated as ribonuclease inhibitor-like. The record is from RefSeq and is a predicted model, not a curated record. The transcript is spliced from 6 exons. The annotation marks the transcript as partial. Gene Ontology annotation, molecular function: protein binding. Lineage: Eukaryota; Metazoa; Chordata; Actinopteri; Perciformes; Nototheniidae.